Molecule: messenger RNA, 550 nt
Organism: Brassica oleracea var. oleracea
Lineage: Eukaryota; Viridiplantae; Streptophyta; Magnoliopsida; Brassicales; Brassicaceae
Product: putative defensin-like protein 304
Exons: 3
Coding region: 52-456 (134 amino acids)
Source: RefSeq, a predicted model, not a curated record
UUCGCUUAUAUUUCAGAAACAAUAAUAGUAUAUCGUAAUUUAAGUAUAGAGAUGAAUUCAGCAAAACCAGUCUUCUUCUUGUUCAUGUUCCUUCUAUAUGCCUUCUGUAUGACAACAACAGAAAGCAAAUGUCACGACGACAAAGAUUGCGAAAACGUGAAGCUACCGUGUCCGGGGCCUCUCGCAUGUUUGUAUGGUGGCUGCGUUUGUACGUACCUGGAUAAGCCACUCGACAUUCCCAAUUCUCAAAUCAAAAGUAUGACAACAACAGAAAGCAAAUGUCACGACGACAAAGAUUGCGAAAACGUGAAGCUACCGUGUCCGGGGCCUCUCGCAUGUUUGUAUGGUGGCUGCGUUUGUACGUACCUGGAUAAGCCACUCGACAUUCCCAAUUCUCAAAUCAAAAGUGCGCAUUCCGGGAAAAAAGUUAUAAACCUCCAUGAUUCUAGUGUUUAACCAUUACAUCUGUGGUGACAGAAUAAAAAUGUGACAACAAUAUAAUUUGCAAACGUUGAAUGAAAAAAGUAAUAUUUAUCGUACCAUUGAAAAA